CACAGAAACCACAAUCUAUUGUCUUGUAUUGUUGUCAAACAUUCAUCCAAUGAUCUCAAUGACCACAACAAUAACCGAAAACAUAAAUAUAUUCCCAAAUUUGAUGAAACCUUUGACCUUUGGUGGGAUCAGCUUAUGUCCGAUGCGAGUGAUGAGUGCGAACCCGUAUGGCUGGACGGAGAGGACCCGCUCUUCAUUCUGUAUACGAGCGGAAGCACUGGUAAACCCAAAGGUGUCGUUCACACAAUCGCUGGAUAUAUGCUGACAACUGCUCUGGUCUUCAAAUACGCUUUCAAUUACAAAGACGGCGACAUCUUUUUCUGUACCGCAGACUUGGGUUGGAUUACUGGCCACACGGCCAACGUGUACGGCCCGCUGGCCAAUGGGGCCACAGCUGUGCUCUUCGACGGUAUACCCACUCAUCCAAAACGCCUACUUAACAGAUUAAUCGCAUUGGUUGGCGAACCAAUCAACCGCGAGGCCUGGCUCUGGCUCUAUAACGUUGUGGGCCGUCAACGGUGUGCUAUUGUCGACACUUACUUUCAAACAGAAACUGGUGCUCCCAUGAUAUUUCCCAUUCCCGGGUGUGUGUCUAUGAAACCGGGUUCGGCAACGCUUCCAUUCUUUGGCAUUUUGCCCGUCAUUCUCAAUGAGGAGGGAAAGGAAUUAAGUGGACCUAACUCUGGAUAUUUGGCUUUUAAAAACGCGUGGCCUUCUAUUGCCAGAACUAUUGAUGGAAAUCACGAACGCUUUGAAACAACUUAUUUCCGAAAGUUUCCCAAAUACUACUUCACUGGCGAUGGAGCCGUUCGCGACAAAGACGGCUACUAUUGGGUGACCGGACGUACGGAUGAUAUGCUUAACGUUUCGGGACAUCUUCUGUCCACAGCUGAGGUCGAGUCCGCUAUUCUUGACAAUAAGAGAGUGGCAGAAGUGGCCUCCGUUUCGAUGCCUCACGCAAUCAAAGGCGAAGCCAUUUGUUGUUUUAUUGUAUUAAAAGCGCAACAAAUCUAUGAUUUAGAUCUGGAGACUGACAUCAAACAACGAGUUCGCGUAAAGAUCGGUCCGUUGGCGACCCCUGAAUGCAUUUAUUCAGUGAAAGCAUUGCCCAAAACGAGAUCGGGGAAAAUAAUGCGAAGAAUAUUGGCUAAAAUAGCCAGAAAUGACCGCGAAUUGGGAGAUCUGUCCACCAUUUCCGACGAAUCCAUUAUCGAUGAACUCAUUGCUAUUCGUAACAGUAAUUGAGUUCAUGGCUGUCGAGGAAUGGCUUGUUAUUGAAUUAGUUGUUCAUUAAUUUUAU
Messenger RNA from Medioppia subpectinata, 1300 nucleotides. The record is from the annotation of a GenBank genome assembly. NCBI's taxonomy places the organism in Eukaryota, Metazoa, Arthropoda, Arachnida, Sarcoptiformes, Oppiidae.